Molecule: messenger RNA, 441 nt
Organism: Neltuma alba
Lineage: Eukaryota; Viridiplantae; Streptophyta; Magnoliopsida; Fabales; Fabaceae
Product: P34 probable thiol protease-like
Exons: 1
Coding region: 1-441 (146 amino acids)
Source: RefSeq, a predicted model, not a curated record
AUGGCUUUCUACACUAGUAUGUCUCAGUUUCUUUUUCCCUUGAUCUGGUGUUCUAUUCUGAUUUGUCUCUCUUCAGGAUUCCCUACCAGUGAAUCAUCAGUUUCCCCUUCAAAGGCUGAACAAGACUUUGAAAUGUUCCAGCAAUGGAUGGCGGAGCAUGGAAGAGUCUACGCAAACUCUGAAGAGAGCAACACUAGAUUCCAAAUAUUCCAGAGAAAUCUCAAGUACAUCACCGUGACAAAUGCCAAGAGAUCCAAUUCCUCUGGUGCCUAUCGUUUGGGACUCAACAAGUUUGCUGAUAUGAGUCCUGAGGAGUUUAAGAGAGUGUACCUCCAUCCCCUGGAGGUUCCGACCACCAUCGCGCCGGGUACCUCGAGGUCGGGACGUAGGCAGCACAACAAUUCAUGUGAAAGUGCACCUUCCUCCAUGGAUUGGAGAUGA